This is a messenger RNA of Caenorhabditis angaria, 1639 nucleotides long. The record is from the annotation of a GenBank genome assembly. NCBI's taxonomy places the organism in Eukaryota, Metazoa, Nematoda, Chromadorea, Rhabditida, Rhabditidae.
AUGUCAAUUGUCAACAUGUAUGCAGCCAACAACAGAUCAACAAUCUCCAAUCAAAUGCUCCAUCAACAAUUGCAUCAACAACCAAUGCCGCGACGGCAACAAAUUGCAGUUUAUCAAUAUUUGAACCCGGUAUAUUAUGCUCAAAUGAUGCCGGUUCAAAUGAUUCAAUGGCCAGUUAUGUAUCAACGAGUGGAACAGAAAUAUCAAGAAGUUGAACAUCAAGAUUUGCCACGACCAAAGAAACCAACACCACCGGAUGUGCCAUUGAGCGAAUUGGAAGAUGAACCCCCGAAGAAAGUGGCGAAACAAACAGAAAAAGAGAACAAGGGAUUUGAGAAUUUAUACAGUAAGUUGUUUUUUAAUGGGUGGGAGAGAACUUUUCUACCCUCGCGGGCUUAUUUUUUGGAAAAGAUUUGUUACAAAAAAUUUUUGAAUUACCUUCGAAAAUGUUUGAAAUCCAGAACCAUUUUUUUUGCAGAACGUCACAAAAAUUUCAAAAAAUGCCGUUCCGAAGCAAAGGAUUUUUAUCUGAUCAUGUUUUCGAAAAUGCGAGUCACCAAGGAACUAAUGAUGGAAUGGGGAUAUCCAUUUUUCGAGAAUGUUUCAAGUCCAAGUGUCACAAUCAAAUCAACAGUUUAUGAGAUGCACAAGAAAAUGUGGAUUCAGGAAGAGGAUAGAACACGAAGAUGUGUUAGAUGCAAUGAGGAAUAUUCGAUUGAUUUGAAUGGAGAAUCAAGAUCGAGGUGUAGAUAUCAUAAUCGAGGAUUUGUUUAUAAUGAAGGUUAGUUCAAAAAGUCCCUAAAUUCUUCAAUCCGAAUUUUGUUAUAGGAAAAGAAAAUAUUCGCCUUCAUUCGUGCUGCAGAAAUGAGGUUGGGAUCUCAAUUGGUUGUAAACAUGAAACAUUCCAUGUUUCAAAUCAAUUAUUCUCCUCGGAACUGUCUCAAUUCAUCAGAACUCCGAGCCCACGAAUAUUGGAUUCAAGAAGCAGAAAGAUGUAUGCGAUUGAUUGCGAAAUGGUCUAUACGACAGCUGGACCAGCAUUAGCUCGAUUAUCAGUGGUGAAUAUGAAGGGAAAAUUGGUAUUGGAUAUGAUUGUCAAGCCGCUACAUGCUGUUAUUGAUGCAAACACGGAGUUCUCGGGAUUGACAAUUGAGCAAGUGAAUGCAUCGAAAAACAAUCUUGAAACAGUGAGUUUAUUUCAAAAGGGUGUGGUUGUUUUUUAUCCCCGAAAAUUAGUAUAGAUUUUGAAAUUUCAAAUCUCACUUUCAAGUUGUUUUCACUAUCCCAAAUUUACUCUAACGUUUUGAAUACCCGUUUUUCUGCUCACAUUCCACCUCUAAAAUAAUUUGUCUUUCAGUGUCGAGAAGAGCUGUUCAAAUUGGUCAAUUCCGAAACAAUUUUGAUAGGACACUCACUGGAAUCAGAUUUCAAAGCGCUUCGUUUGGUCCACCACAAUGUAGUCGACACUUCAUUAUUAUUCAAAAAUGGGCCACACAAACCUGCACUACGGAACUUGACGAAACAACACCUUGGAAGAAAUAUCCAAUCAGACAAUGUCAACACUUUUGGACAUAGCUCAGCUGAAGACGCAAAAGCUUGCAUUGAUUUGGUCAAGGAGUAUAUAACUUGUCAUCAUUGA